AGGAAGUGCUCCACUAUGUUUUGAAACUCCAUACACCUUCACUAGGAUCAUCUGGAUCAUUUCAGCCCUGGAAUUGCAAAUCUCUACUGAAUAAAAGCUCGAGAAGGCUACUCUGGAUCAGAUUUCAUGAGAUGGUAAUGGCACUGCCCUUCACUUAUUAAUGAACCAAGGAGGAGUCCCAGCCACUCAACGUCGCCAUCCAGUGGACAGUCGUAACACCGAAAGAAAAAGGCCUCCCUCAUCUGAUCCUGUCUAUUGUCACUUUGCUUCAGACUAAUUGGUUUCAACAUAAAAGCAUAUAAUACAGGGUCUGUUUUCAGAAAUCUGUGCUGCUUUCAACAAGGACACGCUGAAAUUUUUUUGUCGCAGUAACAGUUUUGGACUUGAAUAACCCUUUAAAAGUUAUUUUAAAAAAGCAAUACACUGGCUUCACAAAACACAAAACACUGUCUGAUGAAGUGACUCAUGAAAGAGACUGAAAAAACAAAGUCAAAUGGAAGCAUAUACAGACGGACCGUUCACAGCUGCAAUCAACUCAACACACAACUCUUCUUAUGUUCCAGUUACACGCCCUGACUUUGACACGUCUCAUAAGUGGGAGUUCCUUGUUGCGGUCUUGGCUGUGGCGAUCUCCAUCUCUGCUCUCAUCGCUCUGUUGGCCAAAUGCCAGGUGGUGAGGCGCUACCUGGCCAGCUACAGACACACAAGACUCCGGGAGACGGAAGCAGUUAGCCAGGCAUCAGGUCUGGAUGUGGAAUUUUCCAUGCACAGUGGACAUGGCAUUCCUCCUGUGAUCGAGGAGGAUGAUGAUGGCUUCAUUGAAGAUAACUACAUCCAGCCCAGUGACCGUGAGCGUGCCCAGAGAGCAGCGGAGAUCCUGGAGGACACAGAGGAGGAGAUGGAGGACAUAGACUUUAGUAUUGCAUAGAAAGGUUGUCUCUUGUCCUCACACAGUCCACUCCUUUUUUAGUAAAAGAUUUCCUGCAGGGCUGAGUACCUUUCCAUUUCUUUCUGUACAGGCUUAAACAAUAUCUCUUUUUUGAUACUGGUGCUUAUGCAGCUUUUUUGAUACAUAUUCCUAUAUUAGUCCUAAGAACCACAAGACAACAAAAUGUUAAAUAAAAAAAAAAAAAAAAAACAUUUCUUUGACAUUUAUUUGAGUUAACUUUGGUUUGGCAAACUGGUCAUCAAAAUGUUGUUAUUGAUUGAACUUAUCGAUUGAACUUUUUAUAUCAUAUUGGUGCCUUUGAAAGGUAUCCAGCCCUAAUACUGUACUGACUUAUAUUUAUGCUAUUAAAAAUAUAAUUUUAAUAUAAUGAGUUUCAAAAGUAUAUAGGCAUGCACACAGAUUUAUUUUAUUAUUUUUACUAGGCCUAUUUAAAGAUAAUCACCUGUGUAUAAAAAACUGACAGGACAGAACAUAUGUUGUUAUUUUAAAAUGUGAAAGUAAAGCACUGAAAUCAGUUUGGCACUAUGCUGUAAACUGCCAAACUUGUGUCAGAUCUAUGAGGGGGAUGUCCCUCCUCUCUCAGGACCUGUGUGAGGAUGUGUGCACCAUAUCCAGAAUGAGCAGAUGUUUCUCUGAAAUUAUCAUUAUAGGUCAACUUUCAAGCUAA
This is a messenger RNA of Boleophthalmus pectinirostris (great blue-spotted mudskipper), 1616 nucleotides long. RefSeq names its product chromosome unknown C1orf210 homolog (gene cunh1orf210). The record is from RefSeq and is a predicted model, not a curated record. Bases 494 to 928 code for a protein of 144 amino acids. The transcript is spliced from 4 exons. Lineage: Eukaryota; Metazoa; Chordata; Actinopteri; Gobiiformes; Gobiidae.